AUGGCAGUUACAAAAGUUUUAGGACGUACAGUUUACGAUUCUCGUGGUAAUCCAACUGUUGAAGUCGACGUCACAACAGAAAAAGGUGUUUUCAGAGCUACAGUUCCAUCUGGUGCUUCGACCGGUAUUCAUGAAGCAAUUGAGUUAAGAGACGGUGACAAAAGCAAAUGGCUUGGUAAGGGUGUUACCAAGGCAGUCGGCAAUGUCAACAACAUUCUUGGCCCGGCCUUGAUCAAGGAGAACAUAGACAUUAAGGAUCAAGUGAAAGUUGAUAACUUCUUGAACUCAUUAGAUGGUACUCCUAACAAGUCUAAAUUGGGUGCUAAUGCUAUCUUGGGUGUUUCGUUAGCUGUUGCAAAGGCAGCAGCUGCUGAAAAGGGUAUUCCAUUAUAUAAGCAUGUUGCUGAUCUUAGUGGAGCAAGCCAAGAUAAAUAUGUCUUGCCAGUUCCAUUCCAAAACGUUUUGAACGGUGGAUCUCAUGCUGGUGGUGACUUGGCCUUCCAAGAAUUUAUGAUUGUUCCAAGUGGUGCCCCUACCUUUUCUGAAGCUAUGAGAAUUGGUUCCGAAGUUUACCAUCACUUAAAGACCUUGACUGUUAAGAAAUACGGCCCUAGUAGUGGUAAUGUUGGUGAUGAAGGUGGUGUUGCACCUGAUAUCUCUACUCCAGAAGAGGCAUUGGACUUGAUUGUGGCUGCAAUUGAAAAGGCUGGCUACACUGGCUUAGUUCACAUUGCUUUGGAUUCAGCUUCUUCUGAAUUCUACAAGGAUGGUAAGUACGAUUUGGAUUUCAAAAAUCCAAAUUCUGACAAAUCUAAGUGGUUGUCAGGUCCACAAUUGGCAGAUUUAUAUGUCAGUUUGAUUGAAAAAUAUCCAAUUGUUUCUGUUGAAGAUCCAUUUGCUGAGGAUGACUGGGAAGCAUGGUCACACUUCUUUACUAAGGCUAGUUCCAAGGCACAGAUUGUCGGUGAUGAUUUGACCGUCACUAAUAUCACAAGAAUCAAGACUGCAAUUGAAAAGAAGGCCGCAAAUGCCUUAUUGUUAAAGGUUAAUCAAAUAGGUACCUUAACUGAAUCAAUUUUGGCUGCUAACAUGUCCUUUGGUGCUGAUUGGGGUGUUAUGGUUUCUCAUAGAUCUGGUGAAACUGAAGAUACCACUAUUGCUGACUUGGCAGUUGGUUUAAGAUGUGGUCAAAUUAAGAGUGGUGCUCCUGCUAGAUCUGAAAGAUUAGCCAAAUUGAACCAAAUCUUGAGAAUUGAAGAAGAAUUAGGUGACAAUGCAAUUUAUGCUGGAAAGAAUUUCCACGUCGCAUCUACUUUAUAA
Molecule: messenger RNA, 1320 nt
Organism: Priceomyces carsonii
Lineage: Eukaryota; Fungi; Ascomycota; Pichiomycetes; Serinales; Debaryomycetaceae
Gene: ENO1
Product: phosphopyruvate hydratase
Exons: 1
Coding region: 1-1320 (439 amino acids)
Biological process (GO): glycolytic process
Cellular component (GO): phosphopyruvate hydratase complex
Molecular function (GO): magnesium ion binding; phosphopyruvate hydratase activity
Source: RefSeq, a predicted model, not a curated record